AUGUGGGUACUCACGCCUGCUGCUUUUGCUGGGAAGCUCCUGAGUGUGUUCAGGCAACCUCUGAGCUCUCUGUGGAGGAGCCUUGUCCCGCUGUUCUGCUGGCUGAGGGCAACCUGGCUGCUAGCUUCCAAGAGGACAAAGCAGCAGCUGGUCUGGAGAGAGCCAGAUGAGACCAAAGAGGAGGAAGAGGACCCUCCUCUGUCCACCACCCCAACCAGCGUCAACUAUCACUUCACUCGCCAGUGCAACUACAAAUGCGGCUUCUGUUUCCACACAGCCAAAACAUCCUUUGUGCUGCCCCUUGAGGAAGCAAAGAGAGGAUUGCUUUUGCUUAAGGAAGCUGGUAUGGAGAAGAUCAACUUUUCGGGUGGAGAGCCAUUUCUUCACGACCGGGGAGAAUACCUGGGCAAGUUGGUGAAGUUCUGCAAAACAGAGCUGCAGCUGCCCAGCGUGAGCAUCGUGAGCAAUGGAAGCCUGAUCCGGGAGAGGUGGUUCCAGAAUUAUGGUGAAUAUUUGGAUAUUCUCGCUGUCUCCUGUGACAGCUUUGAUGAGGAAGUCAAUGUCCUUAUUGGCCGUGGCCAAGGAAAGAAGAACCAUGUGGAAAACCUUCAAAAGCUGAGGACGUGGUGUAGGGAUUAUAGAGUCGCUUUCAAGAUAAAUUCUGUCAUUAAUCGUUUCAACGUGGAAGAGGACAUGACGGAACAGAUCAAAGCACUAAACCCCGUCCGCUGGAAAGUGUUCCAGUGCCUCUUAAUUGAGGGUGAGAAUUGUGGAGAAGAUGCUCUAAGGGAAGCAGAAAGAUUUGUUAUUGGUGAUGAAGAAUUUGAAAGAUUCUUGGAGCGCCACAAAGAAGUGUCCUGUUUGGUGCCUGAAUCUAACCAGAAGAUGAAAGACUCCUACCUUAUUCUGGAUGAAUAUAUGCGCUUUCUGAACUGUAGAAAGGGACGGAAGGACCCUUCCAAGUCCAUCCUGGAUGUUGGUGUAGAAGAAGCUAUAAAAUUCAGUGGAUUUGAUGAAAAGAUGUUUCUGAAGCGAGGAGGAAAAUACACAUGGAGUAAGGCUGAUCUGAAGCUGGAUUGGUAG
Macaca mulatta (Rhesus monkey) is the source of this 1083-nucleotide messenger RNA. RefSeq names its product radical S-adenosyl methionine domain containing 2 (gene RSAD2). The record is from RefSeq and is marked provisional. Gene Ontology annotation, biological process: positive regulation of immune response; defense response to virus. Lineage: Eukaryota; Metazoa; Chordata; Mammalia; Primates; Cercopithecidae. Gene Ontology annotation, molecular function: catalytic activity; 4 iron, 4 sulfur cluster binding. Gene Ontology annotation, cellular component: endoplasmic reticulum; lipid droplet; mitochondrion.